This is a messenger RNA of Lacerta agilis (Sand lizard), 1122 nucleotides long. RefSeq names its product calmodulin like 4 (gene CALML4). The coding region runs from base 102 to 563 and encodes 153 amino acids. Gene Ontology annotation, molecular function: calcium ion binding. NCBI's taxonomy places the organism in Eukaryota, Metazoa, Chordata, Lepidosauria, Squamata, Lacertidae. Gene Ontology annotation, cellular component: myosin II complex. The transcript is spliced from 5 exons. The record is from RefSeq and is a predicted model, not a curated record.
GACCAUACUAAGUCAGACGCGGAAGGCAAAGAGACUAGCAAGCUGGCAGGCAAAAGGAGUGGCACACCCCACUGAAAAGGGCAAUUAAUUAAUACCCAACAAUGGCAAAAUUCCUGUCCCAAGAUCAAAUCAAUGAGUUCAAAGAAUGUUUUUCUCUCUACGAUAAGAAGCAUAAAGGCAAGAUCAAUGCCAGUGAUCUCAUCACUGUUAUGCGCUGUCUGGGGAGCAGCCCCACCCCCGGAGAAGUGGCCAGGCACCUUCAGCUGCAGAAAGUUGACAGGACUGGAGAAAUGGAUUUUUCAACUUUCCUGACCAUCAUGUACAGGCAAAUGCAGCAAGAAGAUCCCAAGAACGAAAUCCUCUUGGCCCUGUUGAUGGCAGACAGAAAGAAGACGGGAUUCAUUUCAGUGGCAGAGCUGAGGGCCAAGUUGAUGAAUCUAGGAGAGAAACUGUCUAAGGAGGAAGUGGACAACCUCCUGAAGGAAGCCAAAGUGGGCCACAAUGGAAUAGUCAGGUAUGAAGACCUGGUCCAAUCCAUCACUCUCCCUGUUGCCGACUACUGAAUCAUUAAGAAAGGAAACAGAAGGGCAACCGUCGUCCUUGUGGCUUGCAGUGCUCCUUCAGGUGCUUGAUGGAACAACUGGGAUCUCCCCCACUUACUUUCCUUAAAUGCUUUGUCUUUUGGAACCCUCAAAAAUAUAUAGUAGAGAUCCUAUUUUUCCCAGGCCCAAAUUGUUGGUUCAAACAAACCAGUGGAACUGGGCUUGUAUAAAAUGGACCACCUAUUUCACUUCAAUUUCAGUGUAUAAAAAAUAGUGUGCCUAGGAAUUUGGGUUAUUUUUCAGUCCUGUGUUGGUGGGCAAAUAAUUUUAAGGUAGCGUACAGGAAGAACUUGCAGGUUAUGUACUAUGAUUAUUCAGCAGGGCUGUGUCUCCUGACCUUGGCAGGAGAUGUGUGGUUAAUUUCCCUGUAUUGAGAAAGCCCAUUCAAAUCUUGUUUCAAAACAAGGUGGACUUUAAAAACCAAACAGUACAGCAGGUGCUGAGCAGCCACCACCCACGCAACCAGCGGCUACCAAUCUGUCUCUGUGGGGCACGAUCUACCAAGCCAAUAGACAGCCCC